This is a messenger RNA of Symbiodinium sp. CCMP2456, 1011 nucleotides long. The record is from the annotation of a GenBank genome assembly. NCBI's taxonomy places the organism in Eukaryota, Dinophyceae, Suessiales, Symbiodiniaceae.
AUGAGAUACUACGAAAGUGGCAAGUGGGGCUUUUCCCUUUUGCUGGGUCUGUCCGCCUCAGUCCUUCCGCGGGCAUUGGCCAUGGCUCUGCCGAAUGCAAUGCUUACAUAUGGCGUGUCUCUUCUUCUCGCCGCAGAAGCAGAGGGUGCCAGCCGAGAUGCUGAGAUCACAGAGGCGGUCGUGCUCCUCGCGGCGACAUUCACAGCUGUCAUGAUCUUCAUUCUCACUGCGCGCCUUCAAAUUGCGUAUGAUCGGUGGUGGGAGGGUGGAACUCUGCUGCAAAAGACACGCGGAGAGUGGUUCAAUGCGUACAGCAGCCUGAUCGCUUUCAGUUCUGGCAAGGUCGAGCUGCAAGCCAAGGUAGAAGAGUUUCAUCAUCUUCUAGCACGCUUGAUGUCGCUCUUGUACUGCUGUGCACUACAGCAAGUCUCUCCGUCGGAUCGUGCUUUCAACAUCCUUAACCCAUGCGGCUUGGAGAAGGCCAGCCUGAAGUACUUGCAGGGUAUCGAGGACAGGGAAGAAGUCAUACAGCAAUGGAUUCAAAGGUCAGUUGUUCUCCGAAUGGCCGACGGUAUUUUACCGGUCCCUCCACCUGUUAUCUCUCGAGUCUUCCAGGAGAUGUCUCGCGGAAUCGUGAACUUGCAGAAUGCGCGCAAGAUUGCAGACUUUCCGUUUCCUUUUCCAUAUCACCAGAUCAGCAUUGUUGUCCUGAUCAUCCACUGGAGCUUAAUGCCACUCCUCUCCAGCAUACUGCUUCUGCCAUUGAACGGCGCAGGCGUAUCGUUCGCUGUGACAUUGUUUCUGUGGUGCAUCCAUUUCACUGCGUUGCAACUGGAGUCCCCAUUCGGAGAUGACCCGAAUGACCUGCCCAUGGAUCAGAUGAUCGCAGAUUUCAAUCAGAGUCUCUUCGCUCUGUUGAAAUCUCAUGUGCAAAUGCCACCCAGCUACACACCUCAGAGGCAGGAACUCUCGAUGGACGAGAAGAACUCCUUGCAAUCGCAGAGCUUCGAG